Limulus polyphemus (Atlantic horseshoe crab) is the source of this 1486-nucleotide messenger RNA. RefSeq names its product exosome complex component RRP41-like (gene Ski6). Gene Ontology annotation, biological process: U4 snRNA 3'-end processing; nuclear mRNA surveillance; poly(A)-dependent snoRNA 3'-end processing. The coding region runs from base 26 to 766 and encodes 246 amino acids. The transcript has 3 exons. Gene Ontology annotation, cellular component: nuclear exosome (RNase complex); cytoplasmic exosome (RNase complex); nucleolus. The record is from RefSeq and is a predicted model, not a curated record. NCBI's taxonomy places the organism in Eukaryota, Metazoa, Arthropoda, Merostomata, Xiphosura, Limulidae.
GUCACAUGCGAACUCAAAAUUAAGAAUGGCGGGUUUAGAAUUACUUUCAGACCAAGGAUUUCGACUAGACGGAAGACGACCUCAUGAAUUACGUAAAAUAGAAUGUCGUAUGGGUGUAUUUGCCCAAGCAGAUGGUUCGGCGUAUAUAGAACAAGGAAACACGAAAGUUCUUGCUGCGGUUUACGGACCACACGAGAUGCGUGGUAGUAAAUCGAGAGGUCUUCACCAUAAAGUUUUAAUCAACUGUCAGUACAGCAUGGCCACGUUCAGCACAGGAGAACGGAAAAGGAGACCUAGAGGAGACAGGAAGUCGCAAGAAAUGACUCUUCACCUUAAGCAAACAUUUGAGGCAGCCAUCAUGACACAGCUGUAUCCCAGGUCUCAGAUAGAUAUUUUUGUCGAAGUUCUCCAAGCAGACGGUGGGAACUACAGUACGUGUGUCAAUGCCGCAACUCUUGCUCUGGUAGAUGCUGGAAUACCUCUAAAGGAUUACGUUUGUGCUUGUACUACUGGUUUCGUAAAUGAUACACCAAUGGUGGAUAUAAGUUUCGUGGAAGAAUCCUUAGGGGGUCCACAGUUGACCGUCGCCGUUCUUCCGAAGUCCGAACAGAUAGUUCUUCUAGAAAUGGCAUCGAGGCUCCACGUCGAUUAUCUGAACAAAGUUCUAAAAACUGCGGUUAAAGGUUGUAAGGAUGUGUAUGUAAUCUUGGAUGAAGUUGUACGGAAUCACGUUGCUCAGAUUGCGUCGUCUGUGGGAUCGGAGUGAUUGUUUGGUAUUUUUGAGGUCAUUAAAAUAUUUUUUUGUAUUACCAGUUUCUCGUACAGAUUCAUAAACGAGUUCACUUUUUGAGAACAGAAGAGUUGGUGAAAAGGAACAGUUGGGGUGAUCCUGUAUAGUUAAUACAGAUGUAUUUGAUGGACAGAAAGAUUUUUAAAAGUUAGGUUCUGUUUUAGUACCAUAUUAUAUAAACAGGAUUCAAAAUUAGGAAAAACUACUUUAAUACAUUUUCAAUAAGAGUCAUAGAAUAAGAACUUUGUGUACAAUACAUAUUUUAAUUUAAUAUAUAAAAAAUUUACGAGUCUGUAGACCAGUUAAUAAUUACAUUUGCCUGCUGUAAACAAAAACUAUCCAAAAAUUAGUGAAUAUUAUUUGCUAUUCUCUAUAAUGUAAUGUCCCAUAAGAUGUUUACUUUUGUGGUAGUUCACAGAUGUACAGAGUAAUUAUAAAAUACAAUAGGAGACUAAAGCACAAAAAAAAAAAUUACAAUUUAUGUGUCAGUUUUUGUCUUUUUUGAGAAAUCCCACGGAACGAUGUUUGAAAACCAGUGGUCUAAAGCACUCUUUUGUUAACAGAUUAACUCAAUGAGGUACUUUUGCGCGUAAGGGUUUUUAUUAAGUUGAGGUCGUGGUAAUGGUGCGUGUUUAAACAAAAUAAAGGAAUUUCUAGCUGCACUUUAAGUUACGUUAUUUCAAUCACACUAACAUA